Molecule: messenger RNA, 2561 nt
Organism: Hevea brasiliensis (rubber tree)
Lineage: Eukaryota; Viridiplantae; Streptophyta; Magnoliopsida; Malpighiales; Euphorbiaceae
Product: mitogen-activated protein kinase kinase kinase 1
Exons: 9
Coding region: 261-1985 (574 amino acids)
Biological process (GO): protein phosphorylation
Molecular function (GO): ATP binding; protein kinase activity
Source: RefSeq, a predicted model, not a curated record
CACCGCUUUUGUCAGCCACGUGUCACCGCGUUUUCCUCUCUGCUUCGACGGCGUUUACCAGUCUCUCUCUCCCCUUCUUGUUUGCCAGCAGGCUCAAAAGUUUCUCACUCGAUCUCUUUUCAACCAUUACGACUCUCUGUGGUCAGCUCCAAAAAUAUCACCCAAAUUCACAGCGCCUGAGCCGUCACUGUUUUUAUAAAGGUUGUUGUUUGGUUCUCGGGAAUUUAAUCUUUUGGAGAUUUAGAUGGAUUUAGGUCUCUAUGCAUCACAUACCUCGAUUUUUCACUCAUAGCAAGAGAGGCGGCCCUAUGGACCCUAAGAAUCGUAGAGGGCCGAGGCUGGAUCGCCGAAAUGCGGCGAAGCAUAUUGAGUACGAGGCGACGUCGUACUGCUCAUCUCUGGACGACUCUUCAUCGUCGUCUCUGGUUACUAGAUCUCUUGAUUUGCCAGAUCGGACUAGUUUUAGGAUUGAGGGAACGGAUGGUGAGUUUGACCGCAUUUGUCGGAGCCUGGGGUUGUCGGGUCCUGAAGAUUUCGCAAUUCCGGCGGCGGCUUGGGAAGCGAUGAAAGUCCGGUCGGCGUCGGAUCUUCUACCCCGGUCCAGAUUGCACGAGGCAGAUAGUCCCAGGAUAGGGGACGAGAAACAACAUCAUCAUCAGAUGCAGAAGCAGGAGGAGAGUGAAUUGUGUACUAGGGUUUUCGAUAGUGUUAGAAUUAGCGACGCUGCUGAGUUGACUCGGGAUGAGCCGGUUGAGUCGGCUAAGUUAAAUGCGUGUUGCGGUCCCUCAGGGGGAAUCAAAGGGGUUAGGCCGCCGUUGUUGAAGCCGCCGCCUUCAAUGACAUUACCAGUGAUCGAUAACGCUUGUUCGACUUGGGAUAUAUUAAGGGAUUUUGCGCCUGAAAACGAUAGAGGGUCCUUGGUACUGGCUAAUGGACACUUCAACUCUGAUGAUGUGGAAGAAGGACUAGGUGAACAAGGACUUAAUGCAGUUGCUAUUAAGAGGGAAGAGGAUGAUAAUUUGUUGAGGCCAGGGGUAAUUGCUGUUUUAUCGGGGUCAUAUUCGUUUACCACAUCCAAUGAUGAUGAUUCAUCGAGUACAACCACGGAGCCCAUGUCCAACAUUUCGCCGAAUGAGAGAUUUAGAAGGAUUAUUAAUUACUGGGAAAAAGGAGAGCUUCUUGGACGUGGGUCGUUCGGAUCGGUGUAUGAAGGAAUCUCUGACGAUGGAUUCUUUUUUGCUGUAAAAGAGGUUUCCUUGCUUGAUCAGGGAAGUCAAGGCAAGCAAAGUAUUUACCAACUUGAGCAGGAGAUUGCUCUUUUAAGUCAGUUUGAACAUGAAAACAUAGUUCAGUAUUACGGCACUGAUAAGGAUGAAUCAAAACUAUAUAUCUUUCUUGAGCUUGUAACUAAAGGCUCCCUCUUGAAUCUCUAUCAAAGAUACAAUCUUCGAGACUCACAAGUUUCUGCAUACACAAGACAGAUUUUGCAUGGUUUGAAAUAUCUUCAUGAUCGAAAUGUUGUUCAUAGGGAUAUCAAAUGUGCAAAUAUAUUGGUAGAUGCUAAUGGAUCAGUGAAGCUUGCAGAUUUUGGAUUAGCGAAGGCGACAAAAUUGAAUGAUGUUAAAUCUUGCAAGGGGACUGCAUUUUGGAUGGCACCUGAGGUUGUCAAUAGGAGAAAUCAGGGUUAUGGGCUUCCAGCUGAUAUAUGGAGUCUUGGAUGCACUGUUUUGGAGAUGUUAACCCGUCAGAUUCCGUAUUCUCAUUUGGAAUGUAUGCAGGCAUUAUUUAGGAUUGGCAGGGGUGAGCCACCACGUGUUCCUGAUUCUCUUUCACAAGAUGCACAAGAUUUUAUUUUGCAAUGCCUACGAGUCAAUCCCAAUGAUCGUCCUACUGCUGCUCAGCUCUUAGAUCAUUCAUUUGUAAGACGGUCACUUUCCACAUCAUCGUCAGGUUCUGCGUCACCUUACAUUGGCCGAAAGUUUUAGAAGCUUUUGCUCAGCAACAACUCUGACAGUUAGUUCUGUCCAUGGCAAAGCGUGCAGGACCUGUUUAUGAUGUUUGCAUAGACGUGGAGCAACUUGUUCUUGAACACAGUUUGGCAGCCAUUAAUUUUUUGUUGCAUAAACUCAAAGUCUGCGAGCUUGGUAUAAAUUAAUGAAGAUUCAAAUUUGAAAUGAUGUGCAGGAUCUGGCCUUGGAUCUUUACCUUCAUGACAUCAGAGUGGUAACUUGAUCCAUGCGUCCUGCACUGAGAAUUUCUGCAUUAUAGAUCUGACGGUUAAUAUGUAGGUAGUUGUCUGCUGUGGAAAGAUAAUCUCCUGAUACCGCGUUGUUCAAAAUUGCUAGUCUUUGCCUUUGAUUAUUAUUUUUUGAAUGUGGGAAGAUUUGUGGGAGCAAGGUGUGAGAUCAAGUGUUGUAAGAAGUAGGGAACAGACGCCAUUGUGUAUAUAUCCCAUUAUUGUAGUAAAUGUCAGUAAGGUUUUAGUUAUGUACUACUAACAGCUUUUGUAAAAUGUAUUCUACAUGAAUAUAUUGAUUCUAAAUUAUUUCUUUGCCGUGGAA